GCGCGGGAGGUCGCGACGCGCCAUGGGUCUUCCGGCACUGCUGGCCAGUGCGCUCUGCACAUUCGUGCUACCGCUGCUGCUCUUCCUGGCCGCGAUCAAGCUCUGGGACCUGUACUGCGUGAGCAGCCGGGACCGCAGCUGCACCCUCCCUUUGCCCCCUGGAACUAUGGGCUUCCCCUUUUUUGGGGAAACACUGCAGAUGGUGCUACAGCGAAGGAAGUUCCUGCAGAUGAAGCGCAGGAAAUACGGAUUCAUCUACAAGACGCAUCUGUUCGGGCGGCCCACUGUGCGAGUGAUGGGUGCCGAUAACGUGCGGCGCAUCUUGCUUGGGGAGCACAGGCUGGUGUCCGUCCAUUGGCCCGCGUCGGUGCGCACCAUCCUGGGCUCCGGCUGCCUCUCCAACCUGCACGACUCCUCGCACAAGCAGCGCAAGAAGGUGAUUAUGCGGGCCUUCAGCCGCGAGGCGCUCCAGUGCUAUGUGCCGGUGAUCACCGAGGAAGUGAGCAAUUGCUUGGAGCAGUGGCUGAGCUGCGGCGAGCGCGGCCUCCUAGUUUACCCCCAAGUGAAGCGCCUCAUGUUCCGCAUCGCCAUGCGCAUCCUGCUGGGCUGCGAGCCUCGGCUGGCGAGCGGCGGGGAAGCCGAGCAGCAGUUGGUGGAGGCCUUCGAGGAAAUGACCCGCAAUCUCUUCUCGUUGCCCAUCGACGUGCCCUUCAGCGGGUUGUACCGGGGCCUGAAGGCGCGGAACCUCAUCCAUGCGCGCAUCGAGGAGAAUAUUCGCGCCAAGAUCUGCGGGCUGCGGGCGGCCGAGGCAGGCGGGGGCUGCAAGGAUGCGCUGCAGCUGUUGAUUGAGCACUCGUGGGAGAGGGGAGAGAGGCUGGACAUGCAGGCACUAAAGCAAUCUUCAACAGAGCUCCUCUUUGGAGGACACGAAACCACGGCCAGUGCGGCCACAUCUCUGAUCACUUACCUGGGGCUCUACCCACAUGUCCUCCAGAAAGUGCGGGAGGAGCUGAAGAGUAAGGGUUUACUUUGCAAGGGCAAUCAAGACAACAAGUUGGACAUGGAAAUUUUGGAACAGCUUAAAUACAUUGGGUGUGUUAUUAAAGAGACACUUCGACUGAAUCCCCCAGUUCCAGGAGGGUUUCGGGUUGCCCUUAAGACUUUUGAAUUAAAUGGAUACCAGAUUCCCAAGGGCUGGAAUGUUAUCUACAGUAUCUGCGAUACUCACGAUGUUGCGGAUAUCUUCACCAACAAGGAGGAAUUUAAUCCUGACCGCUUUCUGCUGCCUCACCCAGAAGAUGCAUCCAGGUUUAGCUUCAUUCCAUUUGGAGGCGGCCUCAGGAGCUGUGUAGGGAAAGAGUUUGCAAAAAUUCUUCUCAAAAUAUUUACAGUGGAGCUGGCCAGGCAUUGUGACUGGCGGCUUCUAAAUGGACCUCCUACAAUGAAAACGAGUCCCACCGUGUACCCUGUGGAUGAUCUCCCAGCAAGGUUCACCCAUUUCCAGGGGGAAAUCUGAUGGCGAGUGCACCCAGACCUCGGACUUAUUUGAAGUGUACAUGAGUUUUUACAUAGUGUUGUGUUGAUUUUAUUAUAUUUAAUUUCUAAAUGUAUAUUAUAAUAUUUAUGUGUCUCUU
Camelus dromedarius (Arabian camel) is the source of this 1634-nucleotide messenger RNA. RefSeq names its product cytochrome P450 26A1. The record is from RefSeq and is a predicted model, not a curated record. The coding region runs from base 23 to 1516 and encodes 497 amino acids. Gene Ontology annotation, biological process: sterol metabolic process. Gene Ontology annotation, molecular function: iron ion binding; oxidoreductase activity, acting on paired donors, with incorporation or reduction of molecular oxygen; heme binding. The transcript is spliced from 7 exons. NCBI's taxonomy places the organism in Eukaryota, Metazoa, Chordata, Mammalia, Artiodactyla, Camelidae.